AUGAGCGCUUCCGGUCCGAUUGAUCGUUCAAAAGUGAUGCGUCUACUAAUUCCAGCAUUAGUAUUCAAUAUGAUUGCAUUUACAUCUAUUUUGCCAUUAUUUCCAACAAUCCUCAAUUAUUAUUCAAAAGAUGGACAUAGAGUUAGUACAACUUAAAUCAAAUUUAUUCAAAACCUUAAAUUUUUAGGACUGGUUAUAUGAUAUUAGUGUGAAGGGAUUGAAAUGGUUUCAAGAAUCAAUUGGUGUACCACAUAAUGAAAGAUAUGAUAAAGUAUUUUUCGGUGGGCUUCUUGGCUCAUUAUUCAGUGCUCUUCAAUUUAUCUCAUCGCCAACUUUGGGUGCUUUGUCAGAUAUUUAUGGAAGGCGAGCAAUUAUUAGUUUGUGCUGUGUGGUGACUUUGAUCUCGUACAUGGUGAGUUGAGUUUUUGAAAUCUGGCAGACCAGUGGCCCAAGAAUUUUUCAGUUACCUUCCUCUCCCAAACGAAAUUUGUUAAAAAGCUCACCCCUCUUUUGUUUUCUAUUGAUUUAUCCACCAAACAAUACAGUAUCUUCAAUAUCUUUGUUUUCCAAAAAUUGAGGGCCCUACGUUCAAAAACUUUUGAAAAGUCUAGAAUCUUUCGAAAUUACUGCUUAUUUUUUAUACAAGUAUGAAUGGGUUUUUCAUUUUCAAAUUACAAUUAAUCCCCACUUUUUUUCCUUUCUGCCUUCCUUCUUACCUCAAAAAUUCGGAACAUGAUAAAGAAUACAAUCAUGUUUGCUCAAAAACGUCAUACUUCCCCUCCUACCCAUGUUCUUCGAUCGAAAAAAAACUUGUCAAUAUUUACCUUCUCAAAAAUAAACACAUUUUACAGAAUUGGCUCAAAGCUGAUACAUUUGCAUAUUUUGUCCUUGCUCGAAUUCUUGGCGGAUUAAGCAAAGGAAAUGUAAAUGUUGCAGUUUCGAUUGUUUCUGAUGUUUAUACUCCAGAAGAGCAUCCAAAAGGGAUGGCUUUGAUUGGAAUUUCAUAUUCUGUUGGUUUUCUUGUUGGUCCUAUGAUUGGUGCAUAUUUCUCAAGUAUUGCUCCGGAAAAUGAGCCUUUUGCAAAUCCGGCUAUUUUUUCGAUUGUUCUAACAAUUAUUGAAUUUGGUUUCUUGUUUUUCCUCCCCGAAACAUUACAUUUCAAAGAGCAAAAAAGUGUGGAAUCCAUUAAGAAAACUCGCAAAGAAUUGAUAACUCCUAGUGAUCUUUUUCAAUUUUCUGCUGUCAAGGCUCCAGUUAACAGUUAGUUUUUUUCAAUUUUGGGUUGAGGAUCAUCGUAUUUUUUUUCAGAAAAACUUGAGAUGCAGAAAAUUGGAAUCAUCUACUUCAUUUAUCUAUUUCUAUACUCCGGUUUGGAAUUCACAUUGCCAUUUUUGACUCACUUACGAUUCGAUUUUGGAAGGUAAGAAACAUAUUUUUGAAUUCAAUUCAAAAAUCAAUUCAAAAAAACUUAUGAAAUAUUUUCAGCAUGCAACAAGGAAAACUCUACCUUUUCACCGGUUUAUUAAUGUUACCAAUUCAAGGUAGAUAUGUUCGAAAAACCCCCAUCGAAAAACAAAAAGCAGUUGCUGAAUUCGGAAUUGCUUGUAUAAUACCUGCAUAUUUGUUAGUCGCAGUUGCUCGAACUCCGGUUGUCCUCUAUGCAGGCCUUUUUUUCUAUGCUAUCGGUAUGUAUAAUAAUAUUAUAAGCAUACAUAUUCUUUCUUUUUUUUACAGCUUCAGCAACUGUGGUGACAUGCUUAACAUCUUUGGUGCACAUCGUUCAUCCAGAAAAUGAAAAAGGAGUUUUGGCCGGAAUUUUCAGAAGUCUGGGAUGUUUGGCAAGAGCCCUUGGUCCAAUCAUUGCAUCAACCUGUAAGUUUUUCCAACUGAAAAACUCUUCAACAGUGUUUUUUUUUCAGUUUUCUGGUUGCUUGGAGCCACUGCAUGUUACACCAUUGGCGCAAUUAUGUUGACUGUCCCAUUGAUUCUCCUCAAAAAAUUGGAUAACCCAGCGAAAAUUCAAGAAGAUAACAAGAAAAUCAAUUAA
Caenorhabditis angaria is the source of this 2047-nucleotide messenger RNA. Lineage: Eukaryota; Metazoa; Nematoda; Chromadorea; Rhabditida; Rhabditidae. The record is from the annotation of a GenBank genome assembly.